AUGUCAGUACAGGAUAUAGUGAAAGGCGAGAAGGACCCAUCGUUGGUUGCCUAUUUGAAGUCACUUGGGAUCGACCAAGACUACGUCCCACCAAAGGAUGACCCACGCCGUGUUGUCAUCUCCGAGUUUGCCGUCCUCUUCAAAGACAGAGACCCCGUUGUUCUUAAAUUGAAAACUGAAGAAGACAUGAAAAAGGCCAAAACGACUCCAAUUAACAUUAAGGAAGGUGAAGAAUUCAAAAUGAGAGUCACUUUCAGAGUACAGCACCAACCAGUCUUGGGCUUCAGAAUCCUUAAUACAGUCUCAAAACUCGGUAAACAAGUCGCUGCUGACGAGGAGAUGCUCGGAAGUUAUCCACCAAAGAAUGACUUCCAAGCUCUUGAACUCCCAAAGAAUGAUUGGAAUGAAGCUCCUUCCGGACUUUUGGCUAGAGGAGAGUACAAGUCAAACGUCAAAUUCUUUGAUGAUGACAAAGUCACACACCUCCAAUUCGACUACUUGAUUAAAAUCGUCAAGGAAAUCUAA
Messenger RNA from Entamoeba invadens IP1, 525 nucleotides. RefSeq names its product Rho GDP-dissociation inhibitor, putative. The record is from RefSeq and is a predicted model, not a curated record. Lineage: Eukaryota; Evosea; Mastigamoebida; Endamoebidae. Gene Ontology annotation, biological process: Rho protein signal transduction. Gene Ontology annotation, cellular component: membrane; cytoplasm; cytosol. Bases 1 to 525 code for a protein of 174 amino acids. Gene Ontology annotation, molecular function: protein binding; Rho GDP-dissociation inhibitor activity. The transcript has a single exon.